Dermacentor andersoni is the source of this 1188-nucleotide messenger RNA. RefSeq lists its product as uncharacterized. Lineage: Eukaryota; Metazoa; Arthropoda; Arachnida; Ixodida; Ixodidae. The record is from RefSeq and is a predicted model, not a curated record.
AAAGAGAAAUAGAAGUGUUGGUUCUGCACUAUAUAUAUAUAUUAGUGCCAACAAUUGAGUCGCACUUAAGUUGAAAUGUUGGCGCAGAGUAAUUCCCAUUGACACUGAAAUUGUGCACUAGGUUUUCAAGGCAACGUGACCUAAGAGAAGAGUGGGUCCUAGCAGUGCGCCGCUUAUCUGCGUGGGCACCAUCACAAUGGAGCAGUGUUUGCUCGGAGCACUUCAGCGACGGUGAUAUUGCGACCAGAGGCCAAGGUCACUUGAUGGCGAAUGCAGUACCAUCGCUCGCGGGCACCAAGAUGCUUACAAAGGAUGGUGCCACAUCGAUGAGUGAACAUUCAAGUGAAGCAGCUUCAUCCAUUGGAGCAUCGCAGCAUCAAGAUGAGCCAGCAGGUCUCUUUCAAGCCACAAUGGAUAUCGACAUCUCUGAGGGCUUGUCUGAUGGGCUAGCAGAGGGUGUUGCUACAUCUGCUAGCCCGUCCUUCACUGAUCCAGACAUCGCUGAUGAGCCUUCCGAAGUCCAACAUGUCCUGCCACAGCCAGCGGAAGACACGCCUGAAAAGGCCUUUCUGAGGCACUAAGUAAUUCGUUACUCUCAAAUGCAAACUGUGUCCAAGAAGAAGAUCGAGACUCUGCAGCAAUCCUUUCGCCGGCUUUCGCAUCAGGUUUCUCAUCUCCAAGAUGUCAUAAAAACUUAUCUGACAAUCGUAUUCUAGCAAAUGAGGAUGUUGCCGCGCUGCAGAUUGGGCAAAAAACGACUUGCUCAUGCGUCAACUGACACGUAAGUCGGGGGCAGCAGCAUCACCUGUUUACUUACCAGAGCUCAGUGAAUUCGCACUGAAUUUGCAUUUUAAUUCCCCUCGAGCAUACCGAUAUGUACGAGCUGUUUUGGACACAUGCCUCCCGUAUCCAAAGACACUGUGUAAAUGGCAUCAAUCCAUUGAUGGGGCUGCUGGCUUUUCGAAACAGGCACUGACUGCAUUGGCUAUGAAGGUAAACUAAAGUUUGUAAAACAGGCACUCCCCAUUAUGCAAUGUGGUUGUGAAAAAGAUGGCCAUACGGAGACAUGUGGAGUGGGAUGGAAAAAGGUUCCAUGGAUAUGUUGACAUGGGCAUUGAUGUCAAUGAUGACAGCUUUCCAGUUGCCAAAGGUGCAUUUCUUUUAAUGAUUGUUGCAAUAAAUGGCAGA